Molecule: messenger RNA, 4063 nt
Organism: Sinocyclocheilus anshuiensis
Lineage: Eukaryota; Metazoa; Chordata; Actinopteri; Cypriniformes; Cyprinidae
Gene: antkmt
Product: adenine nucleotide translocase lysine methyltransferase
Exons: 6
Coding region: 2582-3232 (216 amino acids)
Biological process (GO): regulation of mitochondrial ATP synthesis coupled proton transport; peptidyl-lysine trimethylation; positive regulation of proton-transporting ATP synthase activity, rotational mechanism
Cellular component (GO): mitochondrion
Molecular function (GO): protein-lysine N-methyltransferase activity
Source: RefSeq, a predicted model, not a curated record
AAAUCUGUUCAGAUGAUCUUAAAUGGCCUGAGGGUGAGUACAUUUUCAGCAAAUUUUCAUUUUUAGGUAAACCGUUCCUUUAAUACAGAGCACAUUCUGGGAUUUACAAUGUUUCAUAUUACAAGAAAUUACAGACUUACCUACGUCAUAAACUGACUGUAUGGGGCAUACUGCUUAUGAAAGGACCAAUGGGUUAUUUGUAUAGUGAAGGAGUUUGACAUUUCUGUAUGCACAAAUGAUUUAGAAAUGUUAACAAAAAUGUAUAAUAGAUCACAUCACAAAUAUAUAUUAAUCUUGUAAUAUUAGAGAUAUAACAGUGGUAAAUACAUGGUCAUUGUGACUUAAACUGAAAAAAAGAGUCAUUUUCAACAGUUCUUAUGUAUGGUAUUUUGUAUUGAAUAUUGAAAUGUUUACUUUUUUCCUCUUUUGCUAAUUCACAAGAGCUUAUAAUGUGCAUAUAAAUACUGUAAACAUCGAUUUUAUUGCAAAUAGGCCUACCCACACGUAUGUGUGUGUGUGUGUUUUAGCAUACUUAUCAAGGCACAUUACUCAAAUGCAACUCAAAUAAUAAGCAUUUCAGUGCAUCUCACUGUUGCAUGCUGUUAAGCUACAGUUAACUAAUUUAAAACAAUAAACAACCGCUCACAAUUACUAUUACCAUAGUUUAAAAAAAUAGUGCUGAGCAACUGAAAAAGCUGAAUAAAACAAAUGUUUGUGGUGAUAUCAGAUGUAUGAGAUAUUUCUGCUGGACAGUGUCAGAGGUCUGAACAUCUGAAUGCAUUUAUUGCAUUUCUGCCUAAAUCUAAACAUGUAUAUAUCAUUUGACUUUCAUGAAAGCAGAUGUGCUGGAUGAAAUAUACAGAUGAUCAUUCUCUCCACAAGUGUUUCUUAUACACGAUGCUUCAACUAGCAAAACAAUAUUUUUUACAAUAUUUCGUGCUACAUGCAUAAACGGUUUUUCAUAUGUUGACAGUCGGAAUUGUUAUUUUGCAUGUAAAUGCGAUUUGUGAAUCAGGAUAAUCUUUAUAUAAUCGUGUGGUUUUUUUUCCCCCAGACAAAUUCAUGCAACAGCUGUUUGAAGUCUUGACUGGUGUAACAUUCUUUGUAUGAUGUUUCAUUUGAAAUAAGCUUUGAAGUUUGAAAUGAAAAUAAAUGGUCAAUGCCAGUCUGGUCAGAUGUGACUUUCUCUCCCUCAGUUCCCCAUCUUUAUGAGAGCGCCAUCAUCUGGACAGAUGGAGUAAUCAUUUCACUCAUUAUUAUUAUUAUUCAUGGCCUCGGGUAGAUAAAACAUCAGUAAAAUAUGUGACUUAUUCAGCCAAACAGUUUAGGCUACAUCAAGAAAUAUGUCAUAAUAUAGCAAGAUUUUUAUUCCAGAUAGUGUAAAAUAAUUACUGAUUUUAUGCUUAAAUAAAGAAAGAGGCCAUUCCAAUUAGCUUGAAGAAAUGUUUAAAUGAGCAAAAAAGAUCAAAUAUUUAUUUUAUGUGAUAUUUUGGGAUAAAUAAAUAACCUAUGAAUAUAACUCGUGAGUAGACAGAUUUUUUUACAUACAGUUUUAUAUAAAUAUGCUUUCAGGCGACGGACCUGUAUUUUGAAAAAUCCCAAACAGGAAGUUGUCCUGUGCUGUGUUUAGUUGUAGGAAUGUUCAUGCCGCUUACAGUGAAGGUUAGUUGGUUGUUUUGGAAUGUUUGUGCGAAGGUUGUAUAUUUUUUUCCCGCAUCUCCUUUUAAAAAAAGAAUGAGUUUAACACGUUCAGUGCAUGACUUUCUGUCUGUGUUAUAAAUAUUUAUAAAAACGAAGGUUCUUGAGCUCCAGAGAUGUGAAUGUUUCUUUACUUGACAAAUGUUUAUUUAUAUUUAUGAAUUGUGCGAUUUUUUUUUUUUUGGCACAGAGUCUGAUCAGUAUGAACAAGUAUGAAGCCAUAAUUAAAUAUAUGUGGAAAAAGUAAACUACAUUAACAUUUGGGUUUACUGUGCAACUGAGAAGACGUGUCAAUAAAAUACAUGUCAAAGGAUGACUUAAUGCCUUUAUUGGAAAUUAUUUUGUUGGUGUAAAAGAGAUAAAUACGCCCAGGUGUUACAUAACUAAAUGUGAAUUAUGCCCACAUUGUCCAUAUCCCAUUGCAAAACCUCAAACACAAUCUAUAAGUGUUUGUUAUAAGUAUAUUAUAACUUUAUAGCAUGAUAAGCCCAAGUAAAUAAGUUACAGAAUACCCUAUAUCUCCACUGUAAAAACAAAACUGUGCGAACCAGUACCAAUUGUGCUGAUAGUGGCACAAUAUUUGUCUCCGAUAUAGUUCAUGCAUUGGUCCUUGUGUCGAGUGCCACCAGCAACACACACACAAACACAUACCUAAAAGAACCGAGCUGCCAAAUGGUUCAGGUCCUCUUUGUUCCUCUAAAAUAAAUAUUAAAUUAUGUCAUUCAUGUAAUUAAAUACCCUUAAAGUCUGCAUUUUAACCUCAUCGCGCAAAAAGAAACGAAAUUAAAGUGAAUGUCUUUGCCCUGCUACCUUCAGGUUCAAGCCUGUAGCUUAAACCACUAAGCCACUUUUCAGGAAACGGGUAUCAACCCAGUAUUCAGCCAUGGAAGACGACAUACAAGAGGAAGUCCUUUCACAGUUCAAAGAGAGGCGACUGGGCGGCUGGCAGGUCCUGCAGCUGACGGCGGGCACGGGUUUGGCGGUCUAUGCUGUCUGGGCUGGAAUCCUCAUGCCGGGGUUUCGCCGAGUGCCACUCAGAUUACAGGUGCCUUAUAUGCCAGCGAGCAGAACUCAAGUGAGUAAUGUCAUGACUCUCCUGAAGGGCCGAUCUGGAGGCAUCGCUGACCUGGGCUCAGGUGAUGGCAGAAUUGUGUUAGAAGCGUGCUGUCAGGGGUUUUCUCCAGCAGUUGGUUAUGAGCUCAAUCCCUGGCUUGUUCGUCUUGCGUAUUUUCAUGCGUGGAGAGCCGGACAACAUAGAAGUGUUUCAUAUCGGCGAGAAGAUCUGUGGAAGGUUGAUCUCUCGGCGUAUAAAAAUGUCACAGUAUUUCUAGCCCCUAGUGUGUUAAGUCUUUUGCAAAAGAAGUUACUGGCCGAGCUGCCUGAAGAUGCUUUGAUUGUGGCGGGACGUUUUCCGUUUCCUGAUUGGACGGCGUGUAAAGUAGAAGGUGACGGUGUGGACAGAGCGUGGGCCUAUCACAUACAAGAACUGAGACAUCGCUACCAGUCACAAGACAUACAUGAGGAAACCAGCUGAGAAACAUUUUAAACCUGUGCUUUCUUAUUAUUAUGUAUUCAUUUUAUCAUGUUUUAUGGAAUUCUUUGAUGCAGAAUGUUUUUACAAUAUUUAAGCUAUUAAUUCAUCUUUUUAUUGUGCCCUCACUCUUAAGUGAAACAAAACAUAAGAUGCCGAAAACAAAACUGCUGUCUGUGGGUGUUCCUUAAAGGGUUCGAACACGUGGAUCACUUCCUGUUUCUUGAUGUGACCUAGAUAAUGUUGUGUGUACAAUAUUUCGCUUUAACAGAAAAAAAGGGAAAUAAACCUAAUUUAUUGUAAGUCAUCUUUAUUGCAUGUGCUGUCUUGCGAAAAGUGCAUGUUUGUAAAUGUGUUUACCAGUCAAUCUGCAGUCUUACUCAACAUGUACUCGAGUUGAUGGGUUGCAUAACGUGAAGCCGUUGAGCAAACCACAAUAAACAACCAGAAGCAAGAGAAUCGCAAGCUCUUCCCUUUCAUCUUCAGAAAUGACAGACAGUCACAGACCGAUUCUCACAGUCCAGGAGGAACAUCUACAUGCAGAAACAAAAAGUAACAAAGCUUUUGUUUUGGCUAAUUAACCUAUGCUGAUUUUUACAAAGCAGAGUGGCUGAUGUGAUGCAGGCAUUUAUAAUACAUUUUGAAGUUAGCAAAUUAGAAGCACUCAAAUGAAAAGAAACAAAUUCAAAAUAUUCAAAAUCACAAAUAUUUGAAAACAAACUGCUAGUCGUAAAAGUUGUUGAUAUGGCAGACAAAACCACUUCUGUUAUGGGCAAAACUAUUGACCACUGUAAAUAAUACCCGAGUACCAGUUAAGAAAAACUGUGUAAAAAU